This is a messenger RNA of Trichogramma pretiosum, 2671 nucleotides long. Its product is annotated as zinc finger and SCAN domain-containing protein 2-like. Gene Ontology annotation, cellular component: chromosome. Lineage: Eukaryota; Metazoa; Arthropoda; Insecta; Hymenoptera; Trichogrammatidae. The transcript is spliced from 2 exons. The record is from RefSeq and is a predicted model, not a curated record. Gene Ontology annotation, molecular function: chromatin insulator sequence binding. Gene Ontology annotation, biological process: regulation of transcription by RNA polymerase II. Bases 384 to 1487 code for a protein of 367 amino acids.
CCGAGAGUGACCGAGAGACAGUGCGUGUGUGUCAAACGGAGACAGAGGAGCUGCACCUUGAAUCGUUGACAGCCGAGCCCAGCCCUCGCCUUUCCUAUGAGGCGCCUCCGUCUUCAACUCGAGCCCGGACCAUCACAUUAGCAAAGGUGGAUUGGUACGCAGGAUAUGAGCAGUUUGUCAAGCGCAACCUGACUCUGCUCCCACACCAGCAGCAGACGCUGCAUCAGCAUCCUCCAGCGCCGCCACCGCCUCCAGCAGCCUCGUCCUCGGCAGCCGCAGCGGCUACGCUAGCCCCUCCUGCGGCGCCCCCUCCGCAGAACGCGCAGCAGCAUCAUCACCACAGCCAGCAGCAGCAGCACCACCACACUUCGGCGGCCAAUGUGAUGGCCUCGAUGUUCGAACAGCAAAUCAAGAGUGAGCCUAUGGGCUUUUAUUCAGUGGCAUCGAGUCGCAGCGACGGAUCAAGCUCUAUUGUAAAUCUUUCAGACGACCGCGAGGAACUGUCCCAGCAAGACAGCCACGUGCAGCAGCUGCAAGCCCCGCACGCGCGUCAGGUGCACCAUCAGCAGCUGCCCCACCAUCCGGACCAAGAGCCGGAGCAGCUGGCCGUCCUGCAGCAGGCGAGUCACAGCCCCAUCAUACACCACGAGGACUCGCCGGGUCGUCACUCCACGGUCGACGGCCAGCCCAUCAAAGAGGGCAGUCGCUCGAAACCGCAGCCCUGCAAGGUCUGCGGCAAGGUACUCAGCUCCGCGAGCAGCUACUACGUCCACAUGAAGCUACACUCGGGACACAAGCCCUACCACUGCACCGUGUGCGAGGCGAGCUUCUGCCGGAAGCCCUACCUCGAGGUGCACAUGCGCACGCACACGGGCGAGCGGCCCUUCCAGUGCGAGCUCUGCCUCAAGCGAUUCACCCAGAAGAGCAGCCUCAACACGCACAAGCGCGUCCACACGGGCGAGCGGCCCUACUCCUGCGACAUCUGCAACAAGCGCUUCGCCGUCAAGAGCUACGUCACGGCCCAUCGCUGGUCCCACGUGGCCGAGAAGCCGCUCGUCUGCGAGCGCUGCAGCCUCACCUUCACAUCCAAGAGCCAGUUCGCCGUCCACAUUCGCACUCACACGGCCAGCACGACCUACGAGUGCAACAUCUGCGGCCGCACCUUCGUGCGCGACUCCUAUCUCAUUCGGCACCAAAACCGCGUGCAUCGGGGCGGCGCCAACUCCGGGGCGGGCAGCGCCAACACCAGCCACGAGCCGGGCACGCCGCAGAGCUCGGGUGCGGGUACGCCCGGGGCCACGGGCUUCGAGAGUCCGGUCUGCGACCUGCGCUACAGCGACGGGCCCUCGUCGCUCGACGGCCUGGCCCAGGCCGCGGCGGGCAAAGGCAACCCGGCCAUCGCCGCCGAGAUAGCCGCGAGUAUCGCCGCGAAGCAGAACAGCUUGCAGCUGCCGCUACCGCUGCUGCACCCGCAGAGCACCAACUAGUGCCAUCAGCCGCAGCCACCCGCCCCAGCCAGCUCUUCGCCGACGGCCCAGCAACAGCAGCAGCAGCAGCAGCAGCAGUUUAGGCCGCCGAGUCCGCCGCAGGCCUAUCAUCAUCACCAUCAGCAGCCACCACCGCCACCGCCGCCGCCGACGACGCACGAUCAGCAGCACCACUUGGCACCGCCACCGGCGCACCACUUGCACCCUGCGCUCUAUCUAUACGCGCAGUACUCGGGCGCUGCCGGGCCCGCGGCUGCGGCGCUCACCUACAGCGAGUACGUGCAACGCAGCAACACGUGAGUCACUUAGUUCCGAUCGCCCGAUUAGAGGCGCGAUAACCGAUGGACCGACACACGCUUACUCGCAGCUCGCAAAGUCUCGAAUUCGCAAGCAAGACCAAGCCUCGAGCUAGCGGGUCUUACUUCGCGUGGAGAGCUCGUCAACUAGCUCAACUUAAGCGUCGCAGCUUUCGUUGAUUAAUAUAUAUAUCGUUUAUAUACGAUCGUCAUUCAUCCUAUAUAUUAUAUCUGAAUAAUCCUGUUUAUUUUGACCGAUUUCUCGUUCAUUAUAGUCUGCACGCAGGACGCAAUUUUUUGCGCCCAUCGAGUACGAUCAGUAGUUUGUUUCGCUGCUUUUCGCUUCUUAAAAUGCGUUUAGUCGAUUUUCAUUAUUUUCGACCAGCUAUCACUGACACGAACGAUCAAUAUCGACAGUCGUUGACAGACAACUUGUGUUUGUCGCGUAUGUAUGUGUAAAUCUAAAACUAUAUAUGUUAAAAUGAAUACAUUAUUCUGUUCAUUAACGUGUAAUUUUGUUGAUUCGAUUUUUAAUUCAGAACCUCGGAUUAAAGGUAGCUUUAGGAUAUAAUAUUGUAUGAUACAUUAUUAAUUGUUUAUAUAUUGUAACGUUGACAUAUAAUGACUUAUGGUUUUUUUUGCUUUAAAGUACUUCUAAUUACGAUCAGUUUUUUUUUUGUGUCGAGAAUCAAAGACUCUUGAUCAUUUUAGCUGGUAAGAAACAAAGACAUAUGCUAGCUUAAAAAAGAAAGAUAUAACGAUAACACCUUCAGACUGUUGUAAACAUGGAACAGUAAAUUUUGUACUAGUGUAUUAGCUCCCUGCAGAGUCCAGUGUCGUCAAAAAUAAUAAAAAAAUAAAACAAGCUUUCAUUUCAAAAUGGUAUAC